This is a messenger RNA of Anoplophora glabripennis (Asian longhorned beetle), 6090 nucleotides long. Its product is annotated as titin. NCBI's taxonomy places the organism in Eukaryota, Metazoa, Arthropoda, Insecta, Coleoptera, Cerambycidae. Bases 488 to 4684 code for a protein of 1398 amino acids. The transcript has 7 exons. The record is from RefSeq and is a predicted model, not a curated record.
GCUAGGUUAGUGAAUUUCGGUGUCGGCUGCCCCGUUUCAGUCGAUAAUAUGUUAUGAGCACGGGACUGGUUAUGUAACACACAUUGAAAAUCAUGCUGUAGUUACUUGUACAUAAAUUAACUAAAUUCUAAAUGACCGCGGAAUAGUUAUGUGAUUUUUUUGUGAUAAGGAAGAGUUGUUUUUACACGCGGGUUCACACACAAGAAUCGGUGCCGGUUAUCGGGGUAAAAGAAACGUUAAAUAAAUAAAAAAAAUUGGAUGCUUGAAACUGCCGAAAAGGAAGUAAAUAGCUGUGAAAUUAAACCCGCAAACAGUUCUAUUAUCGACUCAUUAAAAAAUAGCGAGGGACCUUGGUGUAUUAAAAUUCAUAAAUUAAAUAAAACGAGAGCACGCUUUUGCCGGUAUUUAAAUAAAUAGUGUUAAGGCAUGACGCGCUUCUAGCUGCUAAUGCAAAUCCAAAGAUUCCGGAAAAUUGGAGUGUGAAAAAAUGGGAAAAAAGGCGAGGAAAACUAGGUGGCGCACUUUAACUAUUGACGAUAAUGAAUACAGCGACAGCGAAGAAUCCAGCACCACUACCACACAGAGAUUACCCAAGGGUUACCAACCUAAAUCGUAUUACAACAAAUUCUCUUAUUCUAGUCAGUCAACGCCGAGAAGAAGGUACCAGCACGACAGUACCAAGUCCACGAGGAGCAGUAGCACUGCCAGCGAAAACAAAAUUACGUUUAACGAAGAUGAAUAUACGAAAAUCACGACUCCUAGGCAAGACGUUCUAUUUAAGAAGGGUUACCUGAACAAACCGAAAAACUACCAGACCCAAACGUCCACAGGCACCUCUACCACUUCAACGGGAAAUUCAACGGGAAACGGAACACCUGACCACCAGUCGACAGAUUUAGAAUACGAAUCGCAGUUUGUCUUCCCCAAUGGCUUUGUCGACCAGAACGGCAUCUAUUACAUAAACAGUUACGAAACCUACCCCUUGAUGCUGUACAACCCUCCGACGUACUACCCCGAAUUUUCCAAUUUUAAAUCGAAAAGAUACAGCACAGGCUCGUUGACGGAAUCAACGAGUCCAAACAACGAAGAAGCUACUAGUCAGGACUUCAGCGGGGGCGAGGCUUCAAAUAACGUUUCGGACUACAGCGGCCAUCAUCAGGUGUACAACAUGGUUUAUCCCGGGUAUUACGUCAACGGAGUUUGCCCGCCGAACGAUGCGGUAGAUGGGCAGAAUCAGACCGAUCAGACUCGGAGAAUUAAAAAGCGCAGGCGCAGAAAAACCUCAAAGUCCCAGACGGCCCAUGAUAGUUCCGAAUACACAGAAGAUGAAAAUGACUCCUGUAAUGAAGAAAGUCAGUCAAAUGUCCAGGUGACGGAAGCUGUCUGUGAAACUGAUAAAAAGACAGAGCAGAACGAAGAAACACCUGUGGAAAACGUAGAAAAACCCAUUGAAGAGGUAGAAAAAGAAAUGGAAGGAACAAAGAAUGUGGAAACGAAAGAUAUCGAAGAUAAUCCUGAAGUUAAAGAUGAGAGUAAGUUAGAAGUGGAGUCAGACAAGGUGGAAUCGAAGGAGGAGGAUGUGGAAAUUUCAAAAGAAAGCCCUAACUGCACCCCACCAACCGAACCAGAAGUCCAGGAAGCAACCGAAAAGCCAGCAAACGAAGAAAUCAGUACCGAAGUUCACCAAAGUCCAUUAGAAACUAAACAAGAUUCCACAAUCGAACAUCCACAGGAUCCUCCUCCAGAACCAAUUCCGCAAAAGUCUGAGCUGAAACCUGAUGCCGAAGAAUUUAUUCCCAGAGCAUACAGGAAUAAUGAAAUUCCAAUAAAUCCAAAUUUGCAAUUCAUAAAAGUACCUCCCAACUUCAUUCCCAUACCCAUAGUACCACUAGGAGAUUUCAAUGGACAAAACUACAACCCAACGUUUAUUCCUUCGGGUAUACCAAUUAACUUCCUACCUCCAGACCCGAAACUGUAUCCCAACUUUGUUGGCUUUGUCCCAAAUGCUCACUUUGUACCCAGAGCUGAGCCUGGAACUGAAGAAAAUUGUACGAAUGGUGAAGAAUCCGUCACCAGCAACACUGAAGAUGUUGCAGCUUGUGAUAAUUCUAGCACUGCCAAUAAUGAAAAGGAACACCAUGUUGAAAAAGUUGCAGAGAAGACUUCAGUACAAAAUGUAAAUAACAAAACUAUUGAUAUUGCAACUAUCGUCUCCAAACUUGAGGAGGCUGCCAAAGAACAAGACAGCAAAGAAGCACAGAAGUUGAAUCAGGAAGGUGAAGCAAGUCAGAGCAGCCCAAGAAGGAGAUUUGACAACAAAAACAACAAAAUGAACCAAAAGUACAAAAACAUUCCUAAUUACAGACGAAAUAAUUAUAACAGUGCACAAAAUUCACCUCAAAGGAAUAUUCAUUCGUUUAAAGCAAACAAUGAAGAAUAUAAAGAAAUUAAACCUAAAGAAAUAAACGGAUUUAUUUCAGAACAAAAUCUGGAUAAAGAUCCUAACCUGUGUAACGGUACUCCAGCAAUGGAGAGCAGACCCAAUGUUCAAGAGCUGUCGUACAUUAAAAGAAAUUCCGAAAAUAGAAGAAAUUGGAAAUUCCAUGCUCCUCAAACAGGAAGUCCGAAAUGGCAGCCCAACAGUCCUGUCAGAAAUUACAGACCCAUGCAGAACAAUAAACCAAUGGCAGAAAAUAGCAUUAGGGACUAUAAAUUUAAUCAGCAAAGUAGAAACUAUUCGGCAACAGUAAAGAAUAAAACCACAACUCAUCCAAACGAGCAGAAACCCUUCGACCGGCAAGUCAGUGAAAAACAAAAAUAUAACCAAAACAGUACAAGUGAUGUGAAAAAUGAAAAAACGAAAACUCCUACUCUUCAACCAAAGCAACCCAACCAGUGGAUCUCUGUGUCAAGUAGGAAGAAACGCAAGAACAAAAAUCCAGAUGAAUCCGAAGUUUCGUUUGAAGAAAAUGACGAUCAUUCAGAAAGAGACUUGUUCGAAAAAUACGAUGUUAACCAGCUCGUAGAUGUUGUACCACCAACGCAAGAAGAAGAAGAGAUCAUAAAAGUUCAAACAAAAGAAGAAAUUGAAAUUGGAGAUAUUAUAAACACCAUAACUCAAAAUGAAGCGAGUCUUAUAAAUAACAUGGAAAAUAUCUCAUUAAACCUUAUGAUAAGAUCAGUGGACGACAUAGAAAAGGAACUAAUUGUGAAAGAUCCUGUUGAAACUGAAACUUUAACACCUGAAGCAGACAUUAUAUUAAAUGAAGAAGAAAUAACUGAAGAAAAGUUAAAGAUUGAAUCGGUUGCAGUAUCUAAAGUAAAUUCUGCAGAACAAGAGGAAGUUGUUAAAGCUAAGAACAAUAAAAAAUCAAAGAAAGGGACACAGAAACCAACAACAAAAAGAGUCAUUAUAACAGAUGUUGAUUUGUCUAUGCAAUGUGAAGAAGUAAAGACACCUUCUUUGAAGAAAAUAGUUACCAAAGUGACCGAACAAUCUAAUGAAUCGGUAAAGGUUGUACCAACUGAAGAGAAAAUUGAGAAACAAAUAGAAGAGGAACCUCUGAAGAAAGACGAAGAAGAGGAAAAGAAAAAAGGCAAAAAGAAGAAGAAGAAGCCUAGUAAAACUACAAUAGCAAGUAGUUUAUCCAGUUCCAACACUACGAUAAACAAUAUGGACGAUUCAUAUGAUUUCUUGUUGGAUUCGGCACUGUCGCCUGAAUCAGUGGAAAAGACCAACGUGGAAAUAUCUCAGGAAUUAGACAAAAUCAUCCAGAAAGGAAUGUACAGUAGUCUGGAGGAGAAAGUAAAAUCCUUGAACAUCGACGACAGCGAUGGCUUCUUCAAGUCCGUGUUCAGCAACUUAUCCAACAUCAACCCGAGUGUUGAUAAGAACGGCUUCAACAAAACACUGGACCUUACUAAAGCUCUACAAGACUCGAGAUCGCUGUUCAGGCCCAGUUCGGUAAGUGAAGAAACUAAUUCUCACAAUAGGGAUUUUAAUAAACUAUUACCUGAUUUAGACUCACCGGAUGAAGAUGGAAUUUUUUUAGAAAAUACCAAGCUGACCGAUACUCUUCAAGGCCAGAUCGCGACAAAUGACAAGCAAACUGAAGAAACACCGAACGAAGACACAAACGGACACUACGAACCUGGCGGUGAAAUUAAAAAUGAAGCUGAAGUUGAACUGAAAAUAUUAUAUCCAAUCACAGAAGCCGUUAAGGAGUGGAUGAGCAGGACUCGCGAAACAACGCCCGACGUUGAGAUCCUGAAAAGCCCUGAUGCCAUUUACAAGGAAUUUUGUGACAGCGCGAGUGAAACGGACACUGUAGUGAGUGACUCGACCGCUGUUGGUGAUGAAGAAAUCACAAUUUUUACAAAAGACAGUGAAUUAAAUUCAGAAGAAGCAAGUAUACAGCAACAAGACUUGAUGGAAUACUGGGAAAACGAUUUUGGGGUUAGCGAAUUGAAAAAUCAAACUGGUGGCGAAAAUGGCCCCAUGUUGACGGAUCAGAACAAUCACAUUGAACAGGGGGAAGAUGUAUUAGAAGUGUAUGACAGUAAAUAUGGAAAUAAUGAGGAUUAUUUAAAUCUGCAGAGAGAAAUAAAGGAAAAAGUAAAUAAUUCAAAUAACGCAAAGCACGGAAAUUUGCCUUAUAGAGCAAUUUGUUGCAGUAUCAUGUGAAAAUGCCUAUAAUAAUACCUCUUACCCUUUACUAAAAAUUGUACAACUGUUUUCACAUUUAGGUAUUUCCGACGUCACCUACCGAACGAAAAAGAUUUUCAAUUUUAAAACCUCUUAAAAAAAUUUAAAACAGUAUUAAUACUUUUGAGAACCUACAAACAUCUCCAAAAAAAAACUUUAUAAGAAACAUCGCGCACGUUUAAAGAAAAAUUCCCAUGUUUUUUUUAUUAUUGCUAAGGUACUGCUACGAUGUAAUAAUAAAUAUUUGAAUCAUAAUGUCCUCUUGCCAACUUAAUUUGCCUUGUACUUAAAUGUCAAACCAAUUUCCCGACCUCGAUGCCAAAUUAAAAAAUUGGUGCACUCGCAUAAGAUGACUUUAUGAUAAUCUUCCACAUAAAGUAACUGACCUGCGCUUUGGUCAUUUUAAAGAUCUGUAUAUUACUAUAAUUAUGUUAACGCCUAUCGGUAAAUCGAAGACAGAUAUAAUUAUAUUUUUGUGCAAGCAAAAAUCUGUUAAUUAAUAUCUAGAUAUUUUUUUUUACUUGACAUAAACGGCAUUGUUGUUGCAUAAUGCGGUUCCCGAUUCGAAGAGCUCAAAUUGUUAUUACUGUUGAUGAUAGACGAAUAAAAGUGUAGUCAUUUUACUCGCAUAGUACUGAAUAAUGGGUAUUUGGAAAGGGCUGAUUCCUACAAGUACGCAUAGUAAUCAAAAAAUGAUGAUAAUUUUGCCGUUUUUAUCAGUUUCCAAAUUUCUAAAUUGUCCACAAAACUAUCGUGCUUUUUUGAUACAUUCAGUACAUAUAUGCGAAUAUCUAUGUCAAGUAAAAAUGCACAUAUGUAAACUUUAAGACGUAACUGUUUUUUUUUCGUUUUUUUUAUUGUUAAAUGUUCGUUAAUAUUGUUAAAAUAGUGUAUAAGGCUUGGUGGAAAACACUUUUUAAUUAUGUAGUGUCCCACCUCAAUUAUUAAGUACCUUAAUCGAAUUUUUAUUUUAAUUCACCAUUUCAUAGAUUGUACUAAAAUUUAGAUGCCAUGUUGCUCAUUUCAUAUUUUCCUUGUUUUAAUUUCUUUCUAGGCUUAGAUUUAGGCAUUUUAUGAGUGUGUGUGGAAUUUUUUACCUACCCCCCAAUUAGGAAAUAUAUCAAAUUGGCUGAAAAGAAAUUCCGCCAAAUUAGCGAUAAUCGACAAUAUAUCAUUUGGGGGAAAAUCAUUUGUAAUUAUCAUUAAUCAUAUAAAAGACAAGUGGUAUGCGUGUAUUAUCUAUCUAGAUAUCCAUUUUUGUUGAAAAAUUGUAUUUGUAUGUACACAUUUUGGUAAUUUACAUGUUUUCAUAGUUUUGUUGUUAAAUUGUUAUUUUUGAGAUUUGUGCCUUCGCGACAUUUGUAAAAUAAAGAAAAAAUCUUAAA